Benincasa hispida (wax gourd) is the source of this 2065-nucleotide messenger RNA. RefSeq names its product putative flavin-containing monooxygenase 1. The record is from RefSeq and is a predicted model, not a curated record. NCBI's taxonomy places the organism in Eukaryota, Viridiplantae, Streptophyta, Magnoliopsida, Cucurbitales, Cucurbitaceae. Gene Ontology annotation, molecular function: N,N-dimethylaniline monooxygenase activity; flavin adenine dinucleotide binding; NADP binding.
UUCUGUUGGAGAAUUAAAAAAAAAAAAAAAAAAAUGGCUGCUGCAUCUGCAACCACCGCCGAGCAAAGCCACCGCCGCCGAUCAGUGUCCAAAGUGGCUAUAAUUGGAGCUGGCAUUAGUGGAAUCACCGCCGCUAAGCAUCUCUCUGGUCACCACCCAGUGGUGUUUGAGGCCACAGACUCAAUAGGCGGCGUGUGGAAGCACUGCGCUUAUCGGACCACCAGGCUGCAGACUCCUCGCCAGGAUUUUGAAUUCUCCGACUACCCGUGGCCGCCGCCGGCGACGGGGAAUGAUGACUUUCCAACGUAUUUGGAGGUUUUGGAUUAUUUGCAUGGCUAUGCAACGCAUUUUAAUGUGCUCAGAUUCGUCAAGUUUAAUUGUAAAGUGGUUCAACUCCGAUAUAUUGGCGGCCCCGAAGCUGAAGAUUCCACGGCGGCCGGAGUGUACGGAAACCUACUUAAUGGCCGUUCUGUAUGGGAGGUCGCCGUUGAAGACACUCAGCUCAACACCAUUCAGUGGUAUGAAUUCGAGUUGGUGAUAAUAUGUGUGGGAAGAUAUGGAGAUAUACCAAACAUACCAAAAUUCCCUCAGAACAAAGGUCAAGAAGUUUUCAAAGGCAAGGUUUUACACUCGAUGGACUACGCCAAGCUCGACCACGAUGCUGCACGUGCCCUUCUUCAGCACAAGCGUGUUGUUGUUGUUGGCUAUCGAAAAUCUGCCAUUGAUCUGGCUGUUGAAUGUGCCCAAGCAAAUCAAGGACCAGAAGGGCAGCCCUGCACAAUGGUGAUUAGGUCAUUGCAUUGGACAGUCCCAUCCUAUAGAAUAUGGGGAUUACCCUUUUUCUUAUUUUACUCAACAAGAUUCUCUCAGUUCCUCCAAGAAAGCCCAAAUCAAGGCCUUUUUAAGGCCCUUUUCUGCUCUCUCUUUUCUCCCAUGAGAAAGGCAAUUUCUAAGUUCAUAGAGUCAUAUUUAACAUGGAAGCUGCCAUUAGAGAAGUAUGGACUAAAACCAGAACACCCCUUUGAAGAAGACUAUGCAUCUUGUCAAAUGGCUAUUAUGCCAAACAAUUUCUUUGAAGAGGCAAAGAAAGGCAAGAUUUUGUUCAAAAAGACAUCUAAAUGGUGGUUUUGGAGUGAUGGAGUUCAAUUUGAAGAUAAUACCAAAUUAGAAGCUGAUGUUGUCAUUCUCAACACUGGUUUUCAAGGCAAACAAAAGCUUCAGUCUUUGUUGCCUCAUCCUUUUAAUACCCUUUUGGUUGAUUCCUCUGGUAUCAUCCCUUUGUACAGGGGUGUGAUUCAUCCACUGAUACCAAACAUGGGAUUUGUGGGAUAUCUUGAGAGCGUAUCAAACCUUCGCACUGGAGAGCUACGGUGCAAAUGGCUGGCAAGAUUGGCUGAAGAUGGCUUCAAGCUUCCUACCAUUCACAAAAUGCUUCAACAAACUGCAAAUGAAAUUCAAGUCAUGAAGAACACUACACGUUUCUACAAGCGUCAAUGUGUUUCCACCUUCAGCAUUAGCUACACUGAUGAGAUUUAUCAAGAGAUGGCAAAUACUUCUAACUAAGAUCUAUAUAUUUAUAUAUAAGACAUGUUUAAAUUCUGUCUUUUAUUAAUUAAUGACAUAGUUAUGAGGUUUUAUGAUCCCUAUACUUUGUAUUAAACCCAAGUAUUAUUAAUAAAGUAAAGUAAAGCUCAAAAUUAAUUAGGUCUCGAUCAUUGUACCAAAAUUCUUGAUAUUUUUACCAAGUCUUUAUAACUUUCUUCUUUUUACUUCUUUACUUAAGAAGAUCGACAAGAUGGGAGUUAAUUGAUGUUCAUGUUCCAUCUUGAGGGGGAAUAUUUAAUAUUGUUUGUUAGGCUUAUGUUAGUUUGGUUAAUGCCAAGUGUACUUUUACUGGCUAGUUAAUUAAAAUUUACCCCCUGUUCUAAUAUUUCUUCAGAUCAACUUAGAACUAAAAUAAUGCUAAAGCAACAAAAAGAAUACUUUAGUUGAAUUAAGAGUGAGGUUUAUGAUGAUGAUUGGUUUCUUAGUUUUUCGUUUAUUAUUAUUAUUAAACGAGCAUAUU